AUGGACGCCGAACCUCGCCAUGCUCCCAGAAGCACACUGCGAUGGGCACUUGAGAGCCCUGAUAGGUCGGAUUGGGACACAAGUGCGGCGUAUGAAGCCCCGCGGUCCGCCAUGGGCACCUUUUUUCCCAACCCCGCCCCCACUGUGGCGGAGCUCGUGCGCUGGCUGCCCACCCACUCGCCUCCGGAGGGGUUUACGGGGGCCCAGGGCGAAGUGGUGUUCUCUAGUGAACAAAGAACGGCCCCGGCGGAGCUUAUUCUGUGGGUUUUCGAACUCGACCAUCGCGGUGUCUCCCUCCCCUGUGAACGGGCCCUCCUUGAAUUGCCGUUCUCGGCCCAAUCGGUCAUACACCCCGCAGCCCCACACCUUCGUUACCCCCCUUGGGCAAUUCUCGUAUGGCGCAUUUACCAACAGGCGUGGCUCCAUCAGCGAGCUUGGGCGAGGGUUUUUCGGUGGGCAGCCGCUGCUGCGGAUGCAGAGAACUGGCCCGACGGCGACCUUCGCUGUCUGCUCACAAAGAUCGACGGCCUGCCCGCUUUCCACCUUGAGCUCACCCUGCAUGCUGCCACAAUCCUACCUCAAGGCCUUCUUUCGGAUGGCGCCUUCGAAGACUACCUAGGCUGCCUUCAGCCGCUGAUUCGCCGAUCGCCCAUUUCCGACCAGACGGUGCUCGCCGACACCUCCUUUGCCGCGAUGGUGGACGGGCCUGAGGAAAGCCUCGCCAUAGCGACGGUUCUGGGAGCAUUAUCCGAACCACAACAAGGACUCAUUCUGGUGCCAUGGGCCAGUGCCAUCAAGGGCCGCUGGGCCGCCGUCCGUUUCCAUAUCCCCAGCUCCCGGUACACGGUCGUCGAUCCGCAUGCUGGUUCCGAACAGCUGAGUCCAGAGAUGGAAGCCUUCGUUCAUCGCACGGGGCGGGCAAUCGACAACCACUUGGGCCGGUGUAGCAUUCGAUGGGCCCAGGAGGAAUCGGCGAUGGCGACGCACCUCCCGUCUGGCACGAUGGAGUCCUGCGCUGUGGUCUACAACUCCCUCGAGCGGCUGAUCUGCCCCAGCGUCGUCCCGUGGGAUGCUGCGAAAGCGGGAUGGCACCGCGGAAAAAUGUUCAUGGCUCUGGUUGGCCUCUGGGAAACGAACGGGCGCCCGCUGCGAUGGCCUGGCCGAUGCCCACCGUGUGACAUCACGACAGAGCUUCGCAGAUUCGACGACCCAUUUACAGAGCACAGCGCCAAAAGCGACAUCCUCACACCAAGCAGUGCAAUCGCUUCCGAACGCAGUGCUCGGCCUUGCGAUCCUCGAGAUGCCCAGCAGCCUUCAACCGGCAGUAGCCAACCAGGCCGCCGAACACCACCGCCUGCCCUCCAGUCACGCCCUGCAUUGCCCACCUCCCUUCCCGCGCACUCACCCGCACUUCCGUUGCCCAGCAGCUCAAACGCGGAGCUAGUUUGGGCGAUCCCUCAGCCACAGCACCCAGGGCCUGCUUCACGUGCUGGCCUCUUCGGUCCUGGCGGCGCAGACGGCUUGGGCCCACUGGGAGCGGGCACUGGAGUCACUGCUUUUGCCAGGGGCCACACGGCUGUGGAGGCCGCCUCUGUGGCGGAACAAGAAACGGGGCAAGUGGGCCACGUGCGCCCCUAUGGCCUCGGCGCAUCGCCGUUCUGGCCCAGCGCAGACACAUCUGCAGGCCCUGGGCUAUGGCACGGCGGAAUCGCAAACGGGGCAAGCCGCGGGGGCACAAGCCGGCCCCUCCUUUUCGCAGAUGACACCUCUGGGGCCUCUACGGCUGCGGGCAAUGCUGGCCUGCUGGGGCCGGCAGCAAUGAGCCAUUUGCUGCCCGACCUCUCAGCGCUGCUCAAGACGCGCCCCGCCGGAUGGCAGCUCCGAACGCAAACCCCCGUGCAUUCCCGGUCGCCUGAGGUGCUCCGCGCGGAGGGCAGAGGUCCCCCACAGCAGGCCAUUGGGACCGUGGGCGAGGAGGCGCCAAAUCAAGACCAUCCGAAAGGCCCCGCAGGCCCCAGCGGGCCUGUCCUGCACGCUGCUCCAUCGGCCAAGAGACGACGCGAAGAAGACAGCGACCCGGGGGCAAGCGGUCGUGAGGCCCGCCCGCCCGCGUCGAAGAAGCCACAUGGCGAUGCGCAUAGCGCGAUGACACUGCCCCCAAGGCAGUCAAGCGAGCCAUCCUCCGCAAGCCAGCUGGGAGGCAACCAAAUGGCGGGCGCCCGUUCGAUCGAGAGGGCGGACAGCAGCGAUGGCGAUGUCGCCUCCGUCUUUCUGAUGCGACACCUGGGCGGUGUGAGGACGAAGGUGCUUCUCGCCCGAAGCAGACUGGAGCGGGCCGUGGAUAGUGGCGACUGUGGCGUCGUGGAGCAAUGCGAUCUGCUGCUCGAGCAGGCCUUGGCUGGCCUCAAAGUCGCGAAGGCCUGGGGCCACGAUGCCCCGUAG
Molecule: messenger RNA, 2442 nt
Organism: Epithele typhae
Lineage: Eukaryota; Fungi; Basidiomycota; Agaricomycetes; Polyporales; Epitheliaceae
Exons: 4
Coding region: 1-2442 (813 amino acids)
Source: RefSeq, a predicted model, not a curated record